Molecule: messenger RNA, 1270 nt
Organism: Brassica oleracea var. oleracea
Lineage: Eukaryota; Viridiplantae; Streptophyta; Magnoliopsida; Brassicales; Brassicaceae
Product: zinc finger protein WIP2-like
Exons: 2
Coding region: 62-1192 (376 amino acids)
Biological process (GO): anatomical structure development; regulation of gene expression
Cellular component (GO): nucleus
Molecular function (GO): DNA-binding transcription factor activity
Source: RefSeq, a predicted model, not a curated record
CUUGUAUAAAAAAUCCCACAAGAGUAAAAACUAUUCUCUUCUCUCUCUUUCUCUCUUCACCAUGACUGAUCCUCAUUCCAAUUUCUUCACAGAUUGGUUCAAGUCCAAUCCUUUUCACCAUUACCCUAAUUUCUCCACUAACCCACCACCUCUUCCUCCUCCCUCUUCCUUCUUCUUCUUCCCUCACUCCGGUGACCUUUGCCGUCCACCACCACCACCAACCCCUCCCUCUUCCCCUCCUCUCCGUGAAGCCCUCCCUCUCCUCAGUCUCAGCCCCGCCAACAAACAACAAGACCACCAUGGUCAUCUAAUCCAAGAACCAACUUCAACCUCCAUCGAUGUUGAUGACUACUAUCAUCAUCACCAUCAAGAUGAUCAUAAUCACGAUGACCAUGACCAUGACAUCACCGUUGCUCUUCACAUAGGCCUUCCAAGCCUUAGUACUCAAGAGAUGGCUUCUUUUCUCACGCUGUCCUCUUCCUCCUCUUCCUCAAGGACUACUCAUCAUCAUGAGAACAUGAACAACCAGAAAGAUCUCGACAACGACUACCAUCACGAAGGCACCGGCGGAGGAGAAGAUGACGAUGAAGAUUCAGUUGGCGGAGACGGCGCAUGUAGAAUCAGCAGACUCAACAAGGGUCAAUAUUGGAUCCCUACACCUUCUCAGAUUCUCAUUGGCCCUACUCAGUUCUCUUGUCCUGUUUGCUUCAAGACCUUCAACAGAUACAACAACAUGCAGAUGCAUAUGUGGGGACAUGGAUCAGAAUACAGAAAAGGACCCGAAUCUUUAAGAGGAACGCAACCAACUGGAAUGCUGAGGCUUCCGUGCUACUGCUGCGCACCGGGCUGUCGUAACAACAUUGACCAUCCAAGGGCAAAGCCUCUAAAAGAUUUCAGAACACUUCAAACACAUUACAAGAGGAAGCAUGGAAUCAAACCCUUCAUGUGUAGGAAAUGUGGAAAGGCUUUCGCAGUCCGAGGGGACUGGAGAACACAUGAGAAGAAUUGUGGUAAGCUUUGGUAUUGCAUAUGUGGAUCUGAUUUCAAGCACAAGCGAUCUCUGAAAGAUCACAUCAAGGCGUUUGGAAAUGGCCAUGGAGCUUAUGGAAUUGAUGGAUUUGAUGAUGAAGAUGAGACUGCCUCUGAGGUAGAACAAUUAGACAAUGAUCAUGAGUCAAGGCGGUCCAAAUAGCGUAUAUAAAUUAGUUAAUACUUCGUAAUUCAGUAUAUAUAUUAAUUCUAAGAAUACAUAUAUCUAUGGAACAAGUUU